AACCACCUUCAAAUGGUAUCGAACAUUCAAAUCUUCCCGUCUGCAGCAGGACAAACAGUCGCUUCGAAAUGGGUCAUAACCCUGCUAACGUUUCGAAAAUUUUUCAAUUUCAUUGGAAUCUGUCGAUUUUUGCGAUAUUGUUGUACGUUUCGACACAUUUAAUACUGUAUUCUGCAAAAAUAUCGGCAACUCCAACGAUCACACCUUAUCCUAAAUUCAAUGCCGAAAAAGAUAUUGAGACAAUACACUUCAUCGUAUACAAAGAAGCCAGCCAAAAAGUUUGCAACGAUACGGAUAAAAUGGUUCGAAUGAUCUGCCACAGAUGUAGAAAGCAAAGAAUGGAAAUGCAGAAAUUAUUCAAAGAAAAAUAUGACGAAGAUAUCAUCAGUUACUGCACGAGAGCAACAGAUGUUGAACCUUCGUUCGACGAAUUGCUAGAAGAGUGUUUCAAAGAACCGAUCGAUAUAUACAAAGAUCAUUUGCAUCGAGAGAUCACACACAACAUUUAUAACCCCAUUAGUGAAGAUAGACUAACCAUUGUUGAAAUACUGCUGACGAUAACUCCGGAAAAAAAGGAAGAAUUUUUCAGCUCUUAUAAUGAUACUUACAAGGCAACAAUACUACAGCAUGUGAAUGACCACUUGUACGAAGACUUCCACAAUAUCAUUGAACAGAUGGUGAAAAGAAAUCGCUUGCCCGAUAUUCCACCAGACAAGAUAAAUUGGGAGUUGGCAAAACAAGAAGCUCAAAAAUUAUUCGACGAACGAAAAAAAUGGAGAAACCAUCGCUGCGAAUUAGACAGAAUCCUAAUGGAAACGGCAAUCCAGCAACUAAACGCUACAUUCGUAGAAUUCAAGAAAAUUAGCGGCAAAGAGCUCGAUGAAAUGAUUCAAAAAAAGAUGGAAAAGGAUAAAAGAGAUUGUUAUAAAGACAUAGUAUUUUUCGUGAAAAACAAACACGACUACUACGCCAGACGAAUUCAUCAUGCUAUGAAAGGUUUGGGGACCCAAGAUAGCGUGAUCAACAGAAUAAUAGGCAUACACAGCGAAGAAGAUAUGAAAGAAAUUGCGACCGCGUAUCAACUAAAUACCGGCGAUUCUCUAAUUCAUGGAAUCAAAGGUGAUACGACCGCACAUCACGAAAUGCUACUUAGAUGUUUGGCAGGUGAACAUAUGCAAGCGGAAAAAUUCUGAUUUGUAACUAUUCAUCACAUGUACCAAUAUAACCAGUAAAAUUAUUCAAAAAAAAAAAAAAAACAAACAAACAAAAGAAAACAAAACAUACAAUCAAUUUCUGACAAAUAAUUGAAACAAAUCCAGGAUUCAAAUUGGUGUUCUGUGAUUUGUCCAGCGACUUGGCAUGACAUCUGCAGUUUUCUUUUAUCGUGCAAGACUUGACCAGAGGACACAAAAAUCAACCUGAUGCAGCUGAAAAUUAAGUUCUGUUAUUUUCUACCUGUUUAACGAGUUCAUUGACAACUGCAACGAUUUCUAGUAGGACACCUCUUCACAUUGAAUCCAAAUAAACCAGUCUACCAACUCCAGAUGGGGUUUUCAACAUUUCUCGAAAAAGCUGACAUACUUACAAUUUAAUCGAAACCUUUCAAAAUCUAUUUUGAAAAGUGUUUCUGAAUUAUCACAGUUUAAAAAAAUAAAAUUUAUUUUAUUUUUUUCAAAAAGAACGGCAGGGUCAGUUUAUCUUGUGAUGCAUCAAAAUGUGUUUCUGAUAACGUGGGACUUGCGAGUCUGGAUUGAAGGCAAUUCCGUUGAUUCAGCAGCAUCAAUAAAAUAUCAACAAUCUUGCGUCACCGAAUUGCAGCAAAAUAUUUCAUUUCGACGGGAAAUUUCCGGGAAAAGAAACACAGACCCCGAACACCAAUUUUUCCGAAGUGUAACUUGAUUUAAGGCAGGAAAAACAACUACAUAUUUUAUUUGUGUCCGGUAAAUCAUUGGUAGUUGAUUUAUUCUGUAUGUAAAUGUUUUCAUGAUCAUAAUUCUUGGCUGAAAGUGAUAAACAUUAAAAACUAGACAGCUAAGCAAAGCUUAGCUGCAAAGUGUGCGUAGCUAGCUGCCUUUUCUACAUCUAUAACCGUUAUUGGCGUUAUUACAUCUAUAGGUAGUGCAUAAUUGAAUCAACCAUGUCACAGUAAUGAGAAUCUUUGAAACUCUCACUGCUUCAAAAUAAUAAUUGUUUUUCAAUGUUUUCAUAUUUUCCAAAUUACAAUAGGUACUUCAGAAUAAUUUAUAAGCUUGUAUUGCUUCUAAAUUAAGAAAUUUCUAGUUGUUUUUCAUAGUUUGCAUUGUUUUAAAAUUUACAAAAUUUCAAAUCAAUUUCCCGAAUUCGCCAUCGCUACAAUUUCAUAAAGUUUUCAAUAAAUUUUCAGAAUUUUGCAUUGCUGCUGAGUUAGGAAAUUUGCAAUCAAUUUUUAGAAUUCACAUUGUAUCUAAAUAGUCAAAUUUUGAAUAAUUUUUCAGAAUUCUUAUUGUCUUUAAAUUAAAAAAUUUCAAAUUCAAUUUUCAAGUCCAUAUUGUCCACAAAUUGUAAAACGUUUACACAAUUUUUGGAAUUCACGUUGCCUCCAAUUUUUCAGAAUUCUCAUCUUCAUCAUAAAUAUUACAAUACUUAUUUCAUAUAAUUUUCAAGUUCACAUUAUCUGCAACUUACAGAACUUUUAAUCAAUUUUUGGAAUUCUCAGUGUCUCUAAAUACAAAUUUUCAUAUUAUUUUUUUUAGAAUUUCCAUUGUCUUCUUUAUAAAUUUUCAAACCAAUUUUCAGAACUUGCUUUUUAUUCUAAAUUAAGAAUUAAAUCUUAUAAAAUAUAUUAAGAAUUUGAAUUGCCUCUAAAUUACACGAAAAAAAUAUGGGUAAUUUUUAC
This is a messenger RNA of Planococcus citri (citrus mealybug), 2875 nucleotides long. Its product is annotated as annexin B11-like. Bases 69 to 1193 code for a protein of 374 amino acids. The record is from RefSeq and is a predicted model, not a curated record. The transcript has 8 exons. NCBI's taxonomy places the organism in Eukaryota, Metazoa, Arthropoda, Insecta, Hemiptera, Pseudococcidae. Gene Ontology annotation, cellular component: cytoplasm. Gene Ontology annotation, molecular function: calcium ion binding; calcium-dependent phospholipid binding.